AUGAGCGUCUCGCGUGUAUAUGCAGAUGUCAUCAGCGACAUGCCGGAGGGGUAUGCCAAUUAUGAUUCGCUGACGAUCUCUUGGCAAUCUCCUGAGAGAUAUCAGAUCAUUCGGAAGGUGGGGAGAGGAAAGUACAGCGAGGUUUUCAAAGCUAUCGACAUGAAGACCGGUGAGCCUGUUAGCAUCAAAUACCUCAAGCCUGUUCGCAAGAAGAAGAUCCGAAGAGAAGUCAAGAUUAUGCAGCAGUUGAGUGAUGGACCCUACAUUAUUCCACUACUGGGCAUGGUGAUGAAUCCCGAGACAAAUGCUCCGAGUAUUGUUACGAAGUGGGUGGAGACAAAGGAUUUCCGCGAGUUUUAUCCGCAGCUUUCGGAUCAUGAUCUUCGAUACUAUUUCUACAAAAUUCUCGUCGGCCUUGACUAUGCUCACAGCCAUGGCAUCAUGCACCGCGACAUCAAACCGCAGAACGUGUUAAUCGACUGCAUCACGAAGGAAGUUUACAUCAUCGACUGGGGCCUCGCCGAUUAUUACAUGCCUCAUGAGCGAUACAACGUCCGUGUCAGUACACGCCACUACAAAGGACCCGAACUUCUCACCAACGACACAGAAUACGACUAUUCUCUGGAUAUCUGGUCUCUGUCGUGCAUGCUUCUCGGCAUCGUGUUCAACCGCACUCCCUUUUUCCGCGGGAAAGACAACUACGAUCAGCUGCGUCGCAUCGCGGAAGUGAUGGGCAGCGAAGACCUCGAUCGGUACAUCGCCAAGUACCAGCUUCGCCUCGAUCGCGAGACUCUGCAGAUCUUGGGUCGCUACGAAAAGCGAUCCUGGCGCGAAUUUGAGAACGAGACGACGCGGAAAUUCAUCAGCGAAGAGCUGUACGACUAUCUGGACAAGACGCUGGUGUAUGAUCAUGCGGAACGGCUGACGGCGAAGGAAGCGAUGGCGCAUCGGUAUUUCGAUCCGGUGCGCGAGGAAGUGGAGAAGGAAUUGGAGGAACGGAGGAAGCGAGUAGGCGAGGGAAGAAGGAGAGUGAGGGAUAGAAGGAAGAGGAGAAAGAGAAGAAGAAAGAGAAGGGGAAGGAGACUGAAGAGGAGGAAGAGGAGGAGGAGGAAGAGGAGGUUAAUCGGGUUGAUGUGGGAGUUUUCUUGGAUGUUUGUUGAAAAAGACCGAAGGAUGGGGAGUGUAGAGAGCAAUUGA
Molecule: messenger RNA, 1197 nt
Organism: Blastocystis hominis
Lineage: Eukaryota; Bigyra; Opalinata; Blastocystidae
Exons: 9
Coding region: 1-1197 (398 amino acids)
Biological process (GO): protein phosphorylation
Cellular component (GO): protein kinase CK2 complex; cytosol; nucleus
Molecular function (GO): ATP binding; protein serine/threonine kinase activity
Source: RefSeq, a predicted model, not a curated record